This is a messenger RNA of Tarenaya hassleriana, 1609 nucleotides long. RefSeq names its product alkane hydroxylase MAH1-like. The record is from RefSeq and is a predicted model, not a curated record. NCBI's taxonomy places the organism in Eukaryota, Viridiplantae, Streptophyta, Magnoliopsida, Brassicales, Cleomaceae. Bases 6 to 1547 code for a protein of 513 amino acids. The transcript has a single exon. Gene Ontology annotation, molecular function: heme binding; iron ion binding; oxidoreductase activity, acting on paired donors, with incorporation or reduction of molecular oxygen.
UUCUAAUGGCUUCCAUUGCCUUUCUUGAAAUCUCCAUAGCAUUCAUUAGCCUUCUCGCCUUUUAUUUCUUCAUAAACAAGAAACCCCAUGAAUGCUUCCCGAGGAACCUGCCGUUUCUAGGGAUGCUUCCGGGUCUUCUCGUAGCGUUCGAUCGAUUUUACGAUUUGGCGGUCGAUGUUCUUGAGAAAUCCAACAUGACAUUUCCUUUCAAGGGCCCUUGGUUCAUGGGAAUGGACGUGCUGGCCACCGUCGAUCCUGCCAAUAUUCACCACGUAAUGAGUUCAAACUUCGGCAAUUACCCGAAAGGAGACGAUUUCAAGGAGAUCUUCGAUGUGAUUGGCGACGGGAUUAUAAACGUGGACGGAGAGUUAUGGGAGAAUCUGAGGAAGUCGACUCUAGCAAUUUUCAGCCAUGAAGGGUUUAAAAGGUUCUCGAUCAUUGCCAACGUAAAGAAGGUGAAGAAGGGGCUUAUACCUUUUCUUGAUCACGUCGCAAAGGAAAACAUGGUCGUGGAUUUGCAAGAUGUGCUCGAGAGAUACGUGUUCGACACCACAUGUAUUACGAUAACGGGGUACGACCCUUCGAAUCUCUCCGUUGAAAUGCCCGAGGUCGAGUUUUAUGCGGCUCUCAAUGAUGCCGUGGAGGCGAUUGUGUAUAGGCAUGUUAAGCCGAGAAUCUUGUGGAAGCUCCAAAAACGGAUUGGAUUCGGAGUGGAGAAGAAGAUGAGAAGAGCUCAUGCCACUUUCGAUCGUAUCUGUGAAGAGUACGUAGCUGCUAAAAGAGAGGAGACAAGAUUAGGGCUUCACUCCAAUGGAGAAGCUAUGGAUUUGCUGACAUCUUACAUGAACUUGGACGCGGCCAAGUACGGGACCUUCGACCCAUACGAUGAUAAAUUCCAAAGAGACACCCUCUUGACGUUUAUGAUUGCUGGGAUGGGUGUAGGCUCUGCUCUGACUCGGUUCUUCUGGCUUCUCUCGGCAAACCCCGAGGCCAUAACCAAGAUUCGCCAAGAAAUCAAAACAGUAUUGCCAAGAAUCGAAAGUCGUGACGACGACGACGACGACGAAUUGUCAUUCGAUCCCAAGGACUUGAAGAAGUUAGUGUAUCUACACGGGGCAUUGUGCGAGACACUAAGGCUAUACCCUCCAAUUCCAUUCGAACGCAAGUCUCCAAUCAGACCGGACGUGCUACCGAGCGGCCACAAAGUCGGUCCAAACGCAACGAUAUUGAUAAUAAUUUACGCGAUGGGGAGGAUGAAAGCGAUAUGGGGGGAAGACGCGCCAGAUUUCAAACCGGAGAGAUGGAUUUCAGACAGUGGAGGAUUGAAACACGAACCUUCUUACAAGUUCUUGUCGUUUAAUGCCGGCCCGAGAACUUGCUUGGGGAAGGAAAUGGCGUUCACUCAGUUGAAAACGGUGAUCGUAGAGAUUAUACGAAACUAUGAUAUUCAUGUCAUCGAAGGUCAAGAGGUGGAAUCACUUGUCUCUGUUAUCCUUCGCAUAAAGAAUGGCCUUAGAGUCACUGUCUCCAAGAGAUCUAAUGAAUGAACGUGACGAUGCUUUUGUUCAAAUGCAACAAAAUGAUGUCCAAAACAAUUGGGCUAUUUAUG